CACACUGUCCAGUGACAUUAAUCCCUGUGAAUUCUACGAUCUUGUCACACUUAGGUUAUCCACGAUGACUUCGGAUCCCAAAGGUUACUACACCGAAACCUUCCCUGCUCCGGGCCUUCGUCAGAUCUUCAGGCACAUCACUGGCCACAAUGAGCAGGGGCAGUCCGUCUUCUUGCACUCGGACCAUGGCGACCACUACCGGCUGAUGGUGGAGAAACAAGCCGUGGCCAACAUCCUGUACUCGACGAGGGAGACGCCAGUCGAUCUCAAUGACAACGUAGAUAUCCAGAAGGCUAAAGCCGAAGAGCCUCCGUUCCAUUACCAGAGCGGAUCGAUAGUGCGGAUGAUCGACUUUGGCCCCGGGGUGGAGUCACCCCUCCAUCGGGCCAUGACCAUUGAUUAUGGCAUCGUGGUGGAGGGGGUGUUUGAGCUGCUGCUGGACUCAGACGAGAAGCGCAUCAUGCGGCAGGGCGACAUCUGCGUGCAGCGGGCGACGGCGCACAAGUGGAAGAACAUCACGGGCAAUGGUACACUGCCCGGUAGGAUGAUGUGGGUCCUACUGGACUGUAAGCCGGUGAUCGGCGCUGACGGCAAGAAGGUAGAGGGUGACCUCGGAGACCUGAAGAAGGAGUAUGUUGGGCGUGGUACAUACUAGCAGGCCUGCAUAUUAGAGCGUGAUACACGACGUGGCUAUGAUAUGAUAUGAUACUCAGCAAUGCAGCAACAAUAGUCUGAUUUGAUUGAUUCAUUUGCGACUAAAUCCUUCACAUGAUAAACGGCCAAUCAGCAGAGAGAGUUUAUAUGGAGGCUAGGAUUCGGGAAUAUGCAUGUAGCCGAGCCUCCAUGGCUAAGAAUAUGCACACCCCAAGGUGCCCCAUAGAUGAUCG
Pseudomassariella vexata is the source of this 887-nucleotide messenger RNA. RefSeq lists its product as uncharacterized. NCBI's taxonomy places the organism in Eukaryota, Fungi, Ascomycota, Sordariomycetes, Amphisphaeriales, Pseudomassariaceae. The record is from RefSeq and is a predicted model, not a curated record. The coding region runs from base 65 to 655 and encodes 196 amino acids. The transcript has 2 exons.